AUAAAAGCAGAAAGCAAUAAGCAACAAAGGCAAGAUGACUGCUUAAUUAGCAUUUGGCCUUAUCUAGAUGGCAUCCUGCUGAGUCCAACCCUGACAUCCGCAGUACUUUACAGAAGGCAGGGAGUUUUCUUUCUCUUUUCCUUUAUUUACCUAUAUAAAACCAGAAAAUCCUGUUUUUACAGUAUUCACAAGCCAAUCACCUCAUUCCGUCAUCUGUCUGUCUCAACAACUUAAGACAUGGAUGGGCUCUGCUUGCCUAAGAUCUCUCAGCAAACUAGAACAUCCUUCUCCUACAUGGCCUGUGAUGCUGCAGUUCCACAUUAAUAAACCAAAAGUAACUCCCAAAAUUAGCACCUCCUAUUUAAAAUAGUAUUUCUGUUUUAAUAUAAAUGGGGCAAAAGAGCUGAUAAAAAUAAAAAAUUAAACCUCUAGAAACCCACGCCUUUCCUGAUUACUAACUGAUCAAUUUGAUCCUGUCAUUUAAUAAAACAGAAACUUGAGAAAACAUGCUGUGAAAAGAAGCUAUUUAAGUGUGGAGUCCCUACUUCUUACAAGCAGUAGUUUCUUCUCACCCAUAAGAAGCAUUUCAUAUUCUGUCACUUUACCUGUGGCCCCAGCGCUGUUGCUAGUUCUGCAAUCUCUUCUUUACUUUGUCUUGUAGUAUUCUGAACUUUUUUAACCUGAAUUACCCCCAAAGCACUACUCAAAAUAAAGGGACAUUUUAACAAUUAGGAGUACUCCAGACAGCAAGAAGUCUGUGUACAGUACUUGUUUGCAUAAACAUGUUUAAUGAUAUAGAAAAUCUAUUCCAAAUCAAUCACUAAAAUCUAAAAGGAAAAAUAUAUUACAUUUUAAAUGGAGGGAAAACAUCUGGUUUUAUUCAAGGUUGUGGUGAAUCUGUUCGGCAACUUUUAAAGUUAAUUCAGAUGGCUUUUCAAUCAUUGCAAUUACACAUAGAGAAUACUGAACCGAAAGAUGGCAAGGCAAUUGUUUGUGUCCAAACUUAUGAAAAACUAUAUUUCCCUGGACUUUUCAUCUCAUGAAUUUCAAAUUCUCCUUUCCAAGGAGUAUUUGACCUUCACAUUUCAGGCCCUGUAUCUCUUCAUUUCCUAUGUCCAUCGUAUGUUACAAAACUCAAACUGGGCUACAAGUAUAAAUUUCUGUUAACUGACAUUAAUGAAUUUUGGAUGUUUUCAAAAUCUGCGAUCUGUUCAUUGUGCCAGCCCUGCAUUGCAGAAAAGUCUUAGCCUGAGAUUCCAGCUUCGCUCCUGCAAAAAGAGUCACUACAGGCUGGUUUAAAUUGUAUUUACUCGGAGAGAAGAGGGGGAAGGGAACUCCCUGCCCCUUGACAACCUGACAGGCCAGGCUGGUUGACAAGCCCCCAGGGUGGCCGCACCUCCCGCUCGCCGGCCUGGGCGCUGUCCUUGGUGCUGCCGCCGCCAUAGCGAGCACAAGCGCCUUACCUUCUGCCCCUGCGGAAGCUGCGGUCGUUCCCCAAACGUUAAAAACGCCAUAUCCCACUUUUAAUACAAAUAACUACCCCGGCCUGUUCUCUUUAGGCUUCAGGCAGACCGUUCCUCAAAGUCUUUCUUUUUUCUUCUAGACUCAGCUCCUCUGCGCCCAUCUCCAGCUGCUUUAAGACAAGGAGUGGGGGAAGGGGAGAGAGGCAAGAACACAGGACGGUGGGGGAGGGGAAAAGAGGGAAUGCAGGGGGAAGGGAGGGAGGAGACGGGGUGAAGGAAAGAUUGGAAGAAAAGGGUUCCGCCGAGGAAGGGGCUGAGAGAAGGGCAGGGUGAACGGGACUAAAGAAGACCAGGGUAGGAGGGAGAAGAUGGGCCAAAAAAGAAUCGGACGGGAUUAAGCACAGAAGAUGGGUAAAGAAAAAAGUACUGGGGAAAUGGCAAAAGAAAAGAAAGCCUUGAGGAUAAGAGUGUAGAAGAAUAAAGAACAAGGGGACCCCCAGGGUGUCGGGGAAGUGCUGCACGAACAGCGGGACAGUGACAGACAAAGAAAGGGCGCUGAUGAUACUCGCACCAAGGGUGAGAAACGCAAUGGGGAGGUGAGAAAUGGGGAGAAGGCGAACCCCUGGAGACAAGUGGCCUGGGACUGAAAAAGGACCUGGAGGGAGGGGCUGAACCCCAGGCAGCAAAGUCCGGGGUCAAUGCGGCCCGCGCGCGUGGAGAGGGUGCUGAAUCACCGCUCAGCCGCCCCCCUCCCCUCCUCCCGACCGGUGCCCGCAGUCCCCGCCUCCUCGGCCGCCGCCUCCACUGGGCGGGGCCCUGGCCCGGGACCAGCUCCGCGGCUAUAAAUGGGCUGCGGCGAGGCCGGCAGAAUGCUGUGACAGCCACCCGCCCCAAGGCCUCCAAGAUGAGCUACACGUUGGACUCGCUGGGCAACCCGUCCGCCUACCGGCGGGUAACCGAGACCCGCUCGAGCUUCAGCCGCGUUAGCGGCUCCCCGUCCAGCGGCUUCCGCUCGCAGUCAUGGUCCCGCGGCUCGCCCAGCACGGUGUCCUCCUCCUACAAACGCAGCAUGCUCGCCCCGCGCCUCGCCUACAGCUCGGCCAUGCUCAGCUCCGCCGAGAGCAGCCUCGACUUCAGCCAGUCCUCGUCCCUACUCAACGGUGGUUCCGGACCUGGCGGCGACUACAAGCUGUCCCGUUCCAACGAGAAGGAGCAGCUGCAGGGGCUCAACGACCGCUUCGCCGGCUACAUCGAAAAGGUGCACUACCUGGAGCAACAGAACAAGGAGAUAGAGGCGGAGAUCCAGGCUCUGCGGCAGAAGCAGGCCUCGCACGCCCAGCUGGGCGACGCGUACGACCAGGAGAUCCGCGAGCUGCGCGCCACACUGGAGAUGGUGAACCACGAGAAGGCUCAGGUGCAGCUGGACUCUGACCACCUGGAGGAAGACAUCCACAGGCUCAAGGAGCGCUUCGAGGAGGAGGCACGGCUGCGCGACGACACCGAGGCGGCCAUCCGCGCGCUGCGCAAAGACAUCGAGGAGGCGUCGCUGGUCAAGGUGGAGCUGGACAAGAAGGUGCAGUCGCUGCAGGAUGAGGUGGCCUUCCUGCGGAGCAACCACGAGGAGGAGGUGGCCGACCUUCUGGCCCAGAUCCAGGCCUCGCACAUCACAGUGGAGCGCAAAGACUACCUGAAGACAGACAUCUCGUCGGCGCUGAAGGAGAUCCGCUCCCAGCUCGAGUGCCACUCCGACCAGAAUAUGCACCAGGCCGAAGAGUGGUUCAAAUGCCGCUACGCCAAGCUCACCGAGGCGGCCGAGCAGAACAAGGAGGCCAUCCGCUCCGCCAAGGAAGAGAUCGCCGAAUACCGGCGCCAGCUGCAGUCCAAGAGCAUCGAGCUGGAGUCGGUGCGCGGCACCAAGGAGUCCCUGGAGCGGCAGCUCAGCGACAUCGAGGAGCGCCACAACCACGACCUCAGCAGCUACCAGGACACCAUCCAGCAACUGGAAAAUGAGCUUCGGGGCACAAAGUGGGAAAUGGCCCGUCAUUUGCGCGAAUACCAGGACCUCCUCAACGUCAAGAUGGCUCUGGAUAUAGAAAUUGCUGCGUACAGAAAACUCUUGGAGGGUGAAGAGACCAGAUUUAGUACAUUUGCAGGAAGCAUCACUGGGCCACUGUACACACACCGACAGCCCUCAGUCACAAUAUCCAGUAAGAUUCAGAAAGCCAAGGUCGAAGCUCCCAAGCUCAAGGUCCAACACAAAUUUGUUGAGGAGAUCAUAGAAGAAACCAAAGUGGAAGAUGAGAAGUCAGAAAUGGAAGAAGCCCUGGCAGCCAUUACAGAGGAAUUGGCCAUUUCCAUGAAGGAAGUGAAGGAGGAAGAAGCAGAAGAAAAGGAAGAGGAACCAGAAGCUGAAGAAGAGGAAGUGGCUGCCAAAAAGUCUCCAGUGAAAGCUACUGCACCUGAAGUUAAAGGAGAGGAAGAAGGGGAAAAGGAAGCAGAAGAAGGCCAGGAAGAAGAAGAGGAGGAAGAAGACGAGGGCGCUAAGUCAGACCAAGCCGAAGAGGGAGGAUCCGAGAAGGAAGGCUCUAGUGAAAAAGAAGAAGGUGAGCAGGAAGAAGGAGAAACAGAGGCUGAAGGGGAAGGAGAAGAAGCUGAAGCUAAAGAGGAAAAGAAAGUGGAGGAAAAGAGUGAGGAAGUGGCCACCAAGGAGGAGCUGGUGGUAGACGCCAAGGUGGAAAAGCCAGAAAAAGCCAAGUCUCCUGUGCCAAAAUCACCAGUGGAAGAGGCAAAAUCAAAAGCAGAAGUGGGGAAAGGUGAACAGAAAGAGGAAGAAAGAAAGGAAGUCAAGGAAGCUCCCAAGGAGGAGAAGGUAGAGAAAAAGGAAGAGAAACCAAAGGAUGUGCCAGAGAAGAAGAAAGCUGAGUCCCCAGUAAAGGAGGAAGCUGUGGAGGAGGUGGUCACCAUCACCAAAUCGGUCAAGGUGCACUUAGAGGAGACUAAAGAAGAGGGGAAGCCACAGCAGCAGGAGAAGGAGAAGGAGAAAGCGGGAGGAGAGGGACGGAGCGAGAAGGAAGGGGGUGAUAAAGGUUCCAAGGAAUCCAGGAAGGAAGACAUAGCUGUCAAUGGGGAGGUAGAAGGAAAAGAGGAGGAGGAGCAGGAGACCAAGGAAAAGGGCAGUGGGAGGGAAGAGGAGAAAGGCGUUGUCACCAAUGGCCUAGACUUGAGCCCAGCAGAUGAAAAGAAGGGGGCUGAUAAAAGUGAGGAGAAAGUAGUGGUGACCAAAACGGUAGAAAAAAUCACCAGUGAGGGGGGAGAUGGUGCUACCAAAUACAUCACUAAAUCUGUAACCGUCACUCAAAAGGUCGAAGAGCAUGAAGAGACCUUUGAGGAGAAACUAGUGUCUACUAAAAAGGUAGAAAAAGUCACUUCACACGCCAUAGUAAAGGAAGUCACCCAGAGUGACUAAGAUAUGAGUCCACUGCAGAAGGUUAAGCCAUAUGACAAUUUCAAAAUGCAUGUGAUUGGCAGCUUCAAAACAGAACGGGUUCUCCCAUGGGGGCUCCAGACAUUGUAUUUACUUUGUGCAAUAUGAGGGGUUUGCAUGCAAGCUCAGGGUGCUCCCUCCUCAGUCUUUGGGGGAUUCAAAUGCAUGAUAUUGUAUGUACCUGGGAAAUUGGCCAAUUUCCUAAGCUGUUGGAAGGGGGUCACUGGGGGGGAUGUCUUGGGAUGUAUUAUGCAAAGUACCAACUGAGCCAAAUACAAUAAAUGAAGCAGAGAACUCUCUUAGCCUUAAGAAAGCUAUAUAUGAAUAACUACGUUUACCUCACUGGUGAGUUUAAAAUGGACUUUUGUUCAUGGGAGAACCUCGUUGACAUGCACAGUUUGCAAUCUUAUGUUGAUCGAUGUUAAACGUCACAGCAGUACUUGCUCAAUAAAGGUCAUAUUGGAAACAUAGUCAA
Messenger RNA from Sapajus apella (tufted capuchin), 5422 nucleotides. It is a transcript of the gene NEFM, whose product is annotated as neurofilament medium. Gene Ontology annotation, biological process: neurofilament bundle assembly. Bases 2368 to 4929 code for a protein of 853 amino acids. The transcript has 3 exons. Gene Ontology annotation, cellular component: intermediate filament; postsynaptic intermediate filament cytoskeleton; axon. The record is from RefSeq and is a predicted model, not a curated record. Gene Ontology annotation, molecular function: structural constituent of cytoskeleton. NCBI's taxonomy places the organism in Eukaryota, Metazoa, Chordata, Mammalia, Primates, Cebidae.